AUGGGCCCCCAGUCCUUUCGGGCAAGGCUUCACAGUCGUCAGGUCGGCCGUGAUAAUGCAGUUUUGUCCUUUCACGAGGCUCCGAUCGACCGAGGCAAACGGCCGCUAGCGUGCGGGAUCUGCUUGAUUGGGGUUCGUUGCUGCUGGGCCGGUGACGGAGAUGCUAACCGAAAGGAGACGGCAGAUCAACAAUCCAAUUCCCAGACAGACGGAGCUAACCAGAUUGACUCCGGAGCACACCCUCUUUUCUACAGGUCCGGCGGGGCAGACGCUCGAAGAGAUUUGUCAAUGCAGGAUGUGGUGAAUGUCAGCGGUGUCUACCUACCAGGCCCAAUUCCAAGGAGGCACAAUACAACACUGCUGGGAUCAGUCGAGGCGACCACUUUGGCUGCUUGA
Penicillium oxalicum is the source of this 396-nucleotide messenger RNA. RefSeq lists its product as uncharacterized. Bases 1 to 396 code for a protein of 131 amino acids. The transcript is spliced from 2 exons. The record is from RefSeq and is a predicted model, not a curated record. NCBI's taxonomy places the organism in Eukaryota, Fungi, Ascomycota, Eurotiomycetes, Eurotiales, Aspergillaceae.